AUGUCGCUGCACCUGGGCGCGUGGGGCGGCCCGCUGAGCCUCACCGAGGUGGAGGAGAAGCCGGCGAAGCCCCUGGAGGUCCGCUACGGGGGGCUGGAGAUCGACGAGCUGGGCAAAGUGCUGACGCCCACCCAGGUUAAGAAUCGCCCAACGGCCAUUGAGUGGGAUGACUGCAACCCAGAGAAGCUUUACACCUUGGUUCUCACUGACCCUGAUGCCCCUAGCAGGAAAAACCCCAAGUUCAGGGAGUGGCACCAUUUCCUGGUGACCAACAUGAAGGGCAAUGAUAUCAGCAGCGGGUGCGUCCUGUCUGACUACGUUGGCUCUGGGCCUCCCAAAGGAACAGGGCUGCAUCGCUACGUUUGGCUGGUCUACGAGCAGCCGCAACAGCUGAACUGCAACGAACCCAUCCUCAGCAACUGCUCCGGCGAUAAGCGUGGCAAUUUCCACGUGGCGGCGUUCCGCAAGAAGUACAAGCUGGGUCCCCCCGUGGCUGGCACGUGCUACCAGGCCGAGUGGGACGACUACGUGCCAAAGCUCUACGAGCAGCUCUCCGGGAAGUAGAGCAGCCUUGUUUUCCUGCCCUCUCCCCCUGUCCUGUAGUAUAUAAUGAGAUGCAC
Messenger RNA from Euleptes europaea (tarantolino), 620 nucleotides. Its product is annotated as phosphatidylethanolamine-binding protein 1-like. Gene Ontology annotation, biological process: negative regulation of MAPK cascade. NCBI's taxonomy places the organism in Eukaryota, Metazoa, Chordata, Lepidosauria, Squamata, Sphaerodactylidae. Bases 1 to 564 code for a protein of 187 amino acids. The record is from RefSeq and is a predicted model, not a curated record. The transcript is spliced from 4 exons.